Molecule: messenger RNA, 3743 nt
Organism: Stegodyphus dumicola
Lineage: Eukaryota; Metazoa; Arthropoda; Arachnida; Araneae; Eresidae
Product: FGGY carbohydrate kinase domain-containing protein
Biological process (GO): carbohydrate phosphorylation; pentose metabolic process
Cellular component (GO): cytoplasm
Molecular function (GO): D-ribulokinase activity
Source: RefSeq, a predicted model, not a curated record
GCUGAUACGGGAAAAACGAAAAAUCUGCAUCAGCUAAAUCACCAGGAUAGACAAUCAUUGAAGAGGACUUUGAUGAAAAAUAAGAGGACUACAGCUGCAAAAGUGACUGCUGAUCUGAAUGUCGCACUCACAAACCCUGUCAGCACCAAAAUAAUAUGAAGGGAGCUCUACAAGCAGGGUAUUUUUGGUGAGCUGUAAUUCAAAAACUACUCAUCAGUGAUUAUAAUGCCUGUAUGAGGAGCAAGUGGUGUGAAAAUCAUAAAACCUGGCUGUAGAGCAAUGGAAGACUGUUAUUUGGUCAGAUGUGUCUUGCUUCACACUGUCUCCAACUUAUGGGAGAGUUUACAUCUGGCUAUCACCAUCCCAAACACAUGAUGCAGACUGUUUACUGCCAAGAGUGAAACAUGGCUGGGGUUUCAUCUUGGUUUGGGCAGCCAUAUCGUGAUAUUUCAUGGACACUGAGCAAGAGCACAUUACCGUCAAGGAUUAUGUGACCAUUUUGGCUGAUCACAUCCAUCCCAUAAUACAAAUUUUGUUCCCCAGUGGUAAUUCUAUGUUACAAGAUGACAGACCUCCUGUUCACUCAGCUCAUAUCAUCCAGGGAUGGUUUUCUGAGCAUGAGAGUGAAUUUUCACGUCUACCAUAGUCACCAGAUAUCAAUAUUACCGAGCCUUUGUCUGUUAUUUUGGAGAAAAAUCUGCAUGAGCACUAUCCACCAUCAUCAUUGUUAUCUGAACUUGCCAUUGUUUUAGAGGAAGAAUGGUGCAAGAUUCUCAUGAAAAGUAAUCCCAAACAAAAUAUAAUACUGUGGAUGGAUCAUAGAGCUGUAGCUGAAGCUGACUUUAUUAACAGUAAACCUCACAGAGUCUUAGAUUUUGUUGGUGGAAAGAUCUCACCAGAAAUGGAACCACCUAAACUUUUAUGGCUUAAAAAGAACUUACCAGAUCAAUGGGAAAAGUUUGAACACUUCUUUGAUUUGCCAGAUUUUCUUACGUGGAGAGCUACUGGAAGUUUGCAGAGAUCAUUAUGCUCUUUGGUGUGUAAGUGGACAUAUCAAGCUGGACAAGAAACUGCAAAUGGCUGGCAAGAUGACUUUUGGAAAAAUAUUGGUCUUGAGGAUUUAGUUUUUAAUAACUAUAAAAAUAUUGGAACUGAAGUCUUAACUCCUGGUGAAAAGUGUGGAAAUGGAUUAUGUGAAGCAGCAGCGGAAGAAAUGGGACUCAAACCUGGUACUCCUGUGUCAGCAUCUAUAAUUGAUGCUCAUGCUGGAGGUUUAGGUGUACUGGCCUGUAAAGGACAUUUCCGGAAUUACGGAAACAUUGAUGAACGAAUGGCUGUCAUUUGUGGAACAUCAACUUGUCAUAUGAAAGUUAGUAAGCAACCAAUUUUUACACAAGGUAUUUGGGGUCCUUAUUUUUCAGCAAUGGUACCAGAUUAUUGGUGCAGUGAAGCUGGACAGAGUGCUGCUGGUGCUUUGCUUGACCAUGUUAUUAAUUCACAUCCAGCAUCUGUGUCACUGAAAGAGCAUAUUAGAAAUCAUGAGGAAGACAGGCAUAUAACAGACAUGUUAAAUGAGUCUGCUAUUAAAUUGAGUAAAAUCAAGGGUCUGCCGUCUGUUUCAUUGCUGACUUCAGAUUACCAUGUGUAUCCAGAUUAUCAUGGGAAUCGAUCACCUUUAGCUAAUCCAAGUUUAAAAGGAAUGAUAUGUGGAUUGACUCUGUCUUCUAAGGUAGAUGAUCUAGUGAAGCAGUACAUUGCUACUGUUCAGGCCUUGGCGUAUAGCACAAAACAUAUCAUUACCUCAUUAGAAAAUACAGGACAUUCUAUCAAAUGUUUGCUCGUUUGUGGUGGUUUAGCAAAGAAUCCUUUCUAUGUUCAAAUGCAUGCUGAUAUAACAGGUUUGCCUGUUAUAAUUCCACAUAACUCAGAACCAGUAUUAGUUGGAUCUGCUAUUCUAGCAGCAAGUGCUGCUAAUUAUUAUCCAUCAGUUGUAACUGCAAUGUCAUCCAUGUGUGGAGAUGGUGUUGUCAUUGAACCUAGUCUUUAUCAUAAAGAAUAUCAUGAAAAAAAGUAUCAAGUUUUUUUGAAGUUACUGAAAUGCCAAGAAAAAGUUAGUAUAAUUAUGAAUAAGCAAUCUGGAUGAGUGACUUGUCUAGUAAAUUUGUACUAAAAUUAUUAUGAAACUUCUGAGACAUUUUAGGAAGUUGAUAGAUGCUCAGUUUUCAAUAUAUGGAUUUAAUUAAUCCUUUUCAUAUAGUCCAAAUCUGCAAAUUGAAAGGGGAGGACACAAAAAUUUUAUGAGGUUAAUUUUUUUAAUUAUUUUUUCUUGGAACUACAGAAAGCAAACUUAAUACAGUUUGAGAAGUAAUAUAAGGCAUAUAUAUAUAUAUAUAUAUAUAUAUAAUAUAAACAAUAUUUCUUUAGUAAAUAAAUUAUUAUUAUCUUACUUUGCAGCUAUUGCGCAAGUAUUAGAAAAACUUGUUUUCGAACUAAGUGAAUUUAAGAUGAUAAACUCUUUAAAAGAUGCAUAAGUAUUUUUCUACAACUAUAAAGAGAAAAUUUAAUGAACAUGGAAGACUCAUAGGUAUUCAAUACAGAAUACAGAUUUUAGUAUUCAAUAAAUUUAGUAUUUAAUACAGAUUAAAUAUAAUUAAAUUUGGAUUUAACAGUUUUAUUUAUUAUAUAAUUUUUGAACUUUUCUGAACAGAACUCUUAACAAAGAAUUUUUAUUUAAUGAAUAUUUUUAUAUGAUGUUUAUAAAUUUUCAAAAUAUUUUCAAUCAGAUGUUAACUACCUAUCACAUAGAAAUCUAUAAGUUAUCAAGGGAGGAGAGAAACACACAAAAGUAAAGCAUAAAAUUAGGCAAAGCAACAAUUUUCUAUUUAGCAUAUGUUUUAACAAAGAUUCAAUUGAUUUUGAGGGCAGAAGGUGCAGGUCCUUAAUCAUCAGGAGAAAAAAAAUCUUUGUUAAAAGUUUGUCAACAGAGUCUUUAUUAAAAUAUAUGCCAAACAGAAGGUUGUUGCUUUGCCUAAUUUUAUGACUACAAGUUAUAUAUAUAUAUAUAUCACUGUUAAUUCACUGAUUUUCAAGGUAGUGUCAUGAUAAUAAAGCAAGCAAUGGGUCUAUUGCAAUAUGAAGAAAGGCUAAUGUUGAAUGAAAGCUUUUUUUUUUUUUUUUUUUUUUUUCAAAAUUAUAAGUGGCUUUGAAUUAAAACUUGGAUUGUUUAAUGCUUCCAAAAAUUUGGUAGUGACCCAGACAUUAAUAUCAAAUUUCUUUCCUAAAAUUAUUAUUUAAAAUAUUUUUAAAAAAUUUUAUUAUUGUACUUAGUUCUAAAGCAACAAAUUCAUUCACUGAAAUUUUCAUACCAAAAUAGGAUAUGAUUUUUAUGUUUAAAGAAUGCAUUUGCCUAUUUUAAUGCCGUCCAGGUUAAUAAACUUUAUAUAUGGCAUUUGGUGAUUCAUUAAAUCCAUAUGUGAUUGAAUUCAUUUAAACUGUUGUAAUUUAAAUAGCUUUUGUAUAAUUUUGCAAACAUCUUGUUACUGAAACAUUUUCAUUAGUAGCUGGAUAAUUUUUAUUUAAGUAAUUGAUAUAAAUACAUGUUUUUGCUGAUUUUAUAUAAAGGUUGACAUAAAUAUUAAUAUAAAAUGAGCUAAAAGAUUUUACAUUUUAUGACCAUUUGAAAAAAUUAUUUCAUUUUGAAGAUUGUAAUAUUUUUUAUAACAAUAAACUUGUUUAUCAGAGAA